Lycium barbarum (goji berry) is the source of this 1256-nucleotide messenger RNA. RefSeq names its product NADPH-dependent aldehyde reductase 1, chloroplastic-like. NCBI's taxonomy places the organism in Eukaryota, Viridiplantae, Streptophyta, Magnoliopsida, Solanales, Solanaceae. The transcript is spliced from 4 exons. Bases 42 to 1088 code for a protein of 348 amino acids. Gene Ontology annotation, molecular function: oxidoreductase activity. The record is from RefSeq and is a predicted model, not a curated record.
AUUUAUCCAUUCAUCACUUUCCAUUACUUUUCCACGUAUAUAUGUACUCUCGUUUUCUGCCUUGUUCAGCUACAGUUUUGUCUUCCACUUUCACCACUCACUUCCGUAACACUCAGCUUUGCUCUUUCUCUUUAACUACUCCAAACAACACCACUUAUAAGAGAAGAAGAUCAUCAUAUCCCCCGGUUAAUAUUAUUGUGAGAUCAAUGGCGUCUGGUGGCCAAACAUUCCCACCCCAGAAACAGGAAGCUCAGCCUGGCAAAGAACAUGUCAUGGACCCUACUCCUCACCAUUCUAGCCAGGAUUAUAAGCCCGCCAACAAGCUAAGAGGCAAGGUAGCGCUGGUGACAGGAGGCGAUUCUGGCAUUGGACGAGCAGUCUGCCAUUGCUUUGCGCUGGAGGGUGCAACUGUAGCCUUCACUUACGUUAAGUCUCAAGAAGAAAAAGAUGCCCAAGACACACUUGGAUUGCUGAGGCAAGCCAAGGCGGCAGAUGCAAAGGAUCCAAUUGCAGUGGCAACAGACUUGGGAUUCGACGACAACUGCAAAAAGGUCGUUGAUGAGGUUGUGGGUGCCUAUGGUCGGAUUGAUAUUCUAGUGAAUAAUGCUGCAGAGCAAUACGAGGCUAGCUCUGUUGAGGAGAUCAAUGAGGAAAGGCUUGAGAGAGUCUUUAGAACUAACAUUUUCUCUUACUUCUUUGUCACUAGGCAUGCUUUGAAACACAUGAAGGAAGGUAGCAGCAUAAUAAACACAACAUCAGUGAAUGCAUACAAGGGGAAUGCAAAGCUGCUUGAUUACACAGCCACAAAGGGUGCAAUUGUUGCAUUUACUAGAGGACUUGCCCUUCAGCUUGUCGAGAGGGGCAUACGAGUUAAUGGCGUUGCCCCUGGUCCAAUUUGGACACCAUUGAUUCCAGCUUCGUUUACUGAAGAGGAAUGUGCGAAUUUUGGGAAACAAGUGCCAAUGAAGAGGGCUGGUCAGCCUAUAGAGGUGGCCCCCUCGUAUGUUUUCCUGGCUUCUAGCCCUGAAUCCUCCUAUAUAACUGGCCAAGUUAUCCACCCUAAUGGUGGGACGAUAGUCAAUGCUUAAGCCUCUUUGGAGCUUUUGUCGGUUUUCGUGGAAAGCUGUGAUCUAUGUUGUGUUAGUUUUAAAUGUACUAUCUGUGUUUUGUAGUAUGGUCUACAGUGGAGUGGCAUCAAUAGAAUAAUGCUCCACUCAGUAUGUUUAUAAGUUGCAAGAUGCUCUCUUUUGUCUCGA